CCUCAGCCAACCGGCGGAGCGCGGUCGGGCUGGACAGCCCUGUCAGUACGGACGGGUCGUUUUCCUUGGUAAAUGGGUGCCACGUAUAAAGAAUGCCACGGACUCAGUAAAGCUUUCCCUAUUCUGGCUUCAUAGUUUCUAUCCUUUCCCAAGUGCAGCAGAAGAUGAACAAAUUCCAGGGACCAGUAACAUUCAAGGACAUUACUGUGGAAUUCACCCGGGAGGAGUGGAAGUUGCUGGACAAUGCUCAGAGGACCCUGUACAGGGAAGUGAUGCAGGAGAACUAUGGUCACCUAAUCUCAGUGGGUUAUUGUGUGAAUAAGUCAAAUGCAGUCUUCAAGUUGAAGCAAGGAAAAGAGCCAUGGAUAUUAGAGGUAGAAUUUCCAUGUUGGAACUGCCCUGAAGACCUAUGGAAAAUUCAUGACCUAGGAGCAAGACACCAGGAGAGCAAAGCUGAAAAUUCAAAGAAUGAAGAACCCACAAAACGUCAGAAAACUCAUUCCACAGAGAAAACUUAUAAAUGUAAAGAAUGUAAAAAGUCCUUCUGCCAGAAGUCUGCCUUCACAGUACAUCAGCAUACUCAUUUAAAGGACAAACACAGUGAAUGUGGGAAAUCUGUUUCUAGGAAUGGAGACCUCACAAUACAACCGAAGCCUCAAGCCAGAGAGAAAUCCUAUGAAUGUAAAGAAUGUAAGAAAACUUUCUACCACCUGUCAUCUCUCAGUAGACAUUUAAGAACUCAUGCAGGGGAGAAACCAUAUGAAUGUAAUCAGUGUGAGAAAUCCUUUUACCAGAAGCCACAUCUUGUAGAACAUCAGAAAACACACACAGGAGAGAAACCCUAUGAAUGUACUGAGUGUGGGAAGUUCUUCUAUGUUAAGGCCUACCUCAUGGUACAUCAGAAAACACACACAGGAGAGAAACCAUAUGAAUGUAAGGAAUGUGGCAAAUCCUUUUCCCAGAAAUCACACCUCACAGUACAUCAGAGAACACAUACUGGAGAGAAACCCUAUAAAUGUAAGGAAUGUGGGAAAUUAUUCUCUAGAAAUUCACACCUCAAAACUCAUCAGAGAACACACACAGGAGAGAAACCCUAUGAAUGUAAGGAAUGUGGGAAAUGUUUCUACCAGAAGUCAGCCCUCACAGUACAUCAGCGAACUCACACAGGGGAAAAACCCUUUGAAUGUAAUAAAUGUGGAAAAAACUUUUACUAUAAAUCAGACCUCACUAAACAUCAGAGAAAGCAUACAGGGGAGAAGCCCUAUGAAUGUCAUGAAUGCGGUAAAUCUUUCUCUGUUAAUUCAGUCCUCAGAUUACAUCAAAGGACUCACACAGGAGAGAAACCCUAUGAAUGUAAGGAAUGUGGGAAAUCCUUCUCCCAGAAGUCACAUUUUAUCAUACAUCAGAGAAAACACACAGGGGAGAAACCCUAUGAAUGUCAGGAGUGUAGGAAAACUUUUAUCCAGAAAUCAAAACUCACUGCACAUCAGAAGACACACACAGAGGGAAAAAGUUUAUAAAUAGUUAUGAAUUGGGAAAUUCUUGUCUGAUUCACCCUUCAGAAUAUUCAGAUAAUUCACAGAAGACCUUAUGAAUAUUGUUGAUAUGGGAAAAUUUGAGCCACAAUCUUCCUUCACACAUAGGAUAUACACAGAAAUUAUGUAAAUGUAUUAGGGAAAAAAUUUUUUACCAUAUGUCAGACUACUGCAUAUCAGACACCAUAGAUGGCAGAACCCCAAGAAAUUGUAAAACAUGAAGGAAACCUUUCAGAAGUCAUACUAUAUUGUACAAUGUUGCAAUCACCCAGGAAAGAAAUCCUACAGAUAAAAUGAAUGUUAGGAAAUUUCUGUCAGGAGCAGCUAUCACUAGCUAUCCAAAAGUUCACAUGAAGGAGAAACUCUAUCAGUAUUUUGGGCAUCCAGAAAUGUUUUUACAUCAGCUGGACACAACUGAGAGUACUCACAGAGGAUGACUGCAAAGAUUGUGACAGAUACAGAGGCUUUUUCAAGAAGUAUGUUUCAGUGAAUGUCAGAUCAUUAAAACUGGGAGAGAACCUUUAUAGAUAUAUUAGAUAUAUGAAAGUUUUCUUAACAAAAUUUCAAAAAGAACCUGUACUGAGGGAAAGUUAUACUAGAAGUCAUGUUACAGAGAUCUGAUUGCAAGUUAUUUUUUAAAGAAAGCAAAUGUCUACAUAUAUGAAGCACAAGUGAAUAACCAGGUGACAUCAUUAAACACGUGAAGAAUCUGUUAGUGUGCAGGACUUGUGUGUGUUAGUGUGCUAUAAAACACAGACUAUGAUGUUUAUGUGCAUGUGGAAACCAUACAUAAUUGUACAUAGGAAAAUAUGUAACUUUAGUUCAAUACCUUUCAUGUAUGUGAACAUUUUCACAUUAAGUCUCAGCACUGACUCCUGUUAAUAUAAUGUUUAUUUUAGUGUAAUAUUCUUUUAAAAUUAUAGUGCAUCUUUUUCUAUUUCCUGGCAUUUAAAAAUAGAUAUAAACAUUGUUACUGAAUUAAUCCUUCAGAAAGAACUAAAGAUGGUUUUGUAAAAUUUUCAACCAUGUCAUGGUCAGCCAAAUUUUACAUUAGGGAGAUUUACAUUACAUUUAUAGGAAAUGCCUGAGUUUAUUUUUAAAAACACUACACAACAAAAACAGAUACUACAAUGAAGAAAUACUAUUCACCCUACUCUGAAUGUUUUCACAGGAUGCAGAGCCAUCUGCUUCUGUGUUUCGUAUGAGUCCUAAAUGUUCUUCACUACUUGUACAGUGGUCAGGAGUGUAGAAACCUACUGCCUAGGCUCAGAUUCCAGCUUGGUACAUACCACUUAACCUCUCUGUGCCUCAGUUUCCUUCUCUAUAAAAGAGAAUUAAUAGUGUGUUAGGGUUGCUGUGAGGUAUAAAUGAGUUAAUAUUUUUAAGCACUUAGAAUAGUAUCUGUGAUACAAGAAAAAGAUGUGUGUUAGAUAUCAUCAUUAUAACUAGUAUUUCUUGAACCAUGCUUUAAAAAAAAUGUUUGGCCACCAACAUCCAUCCCCACAUUAUGCUGUAGCGCCUUGUUCAGUUUGGCUAUAUAUUUUCCCUCAGGCAUUCAGAUCUUGCCCACUGCCCAGUUUAGUAGCCUGCAAAGCAAAGACUGGUUUUACAUUUCUAAAUGGUUGGAUGAAAUAUUUUGUGACAUGUGAAUAUUAAACUGAUAUUUCACUGUCCAUAAAUAGAGGCUUAUUAUAACACUAAUACAAUCAAUUCUGUUUUGCCUGUGGCUGGCCUUCACACUACAAGAGCAGAGUUGAAUAGUUUUGACAGAGACCAUAGAGCCCACAAAGCCUAAGAUAGUUACUAUCUGGCAUUUUACAAAGUUAGGCUUUUCUGUUACAGCUGAAAACAUAAUGUAGAGGUGUACUUUUAUGUAUGUUAUGUGUCAGAAAUGAUGUAUACAGAAAUUUAAGGUGGGAGGUUUUUGUGCUUAUACUUAUUUUGUGCAUUUAUGUUAAAAACCUAAGCAUUAGUAUUUUCCUCUUAAGUGUGUUUUAGUUAUGAAUUGUCAUAAACUCAAAAUAAAUUUUCUGAUGGAAUGUA
Manis pentadactyla (Chinese pangolin) is the source of this 3578-nucleotide messenger RNA. It is a transcript of the gene ZNF485, whose product is annotated as zinc finger protein 485. The transcript is spliced from 6 exons. Gene Ontology annotation, molecular function: RNA polymerase II cis-regulatory region sequence-specific DNA binding; DNA-binding transcription factor activity, RNA polymerase II-specific. The record is from RefSeq and is a predicted model, not a curated record. The coding region runs from base 165 to 1520 and encodes 451 amino acids. Gene Ontology annotation, biological process: regulation of transcription by RNA polymerase II. Lineage: Eukaryota; Metazoa; Chordata; Mammalia; Pholidota; Manidae.